CAGUAGGCCAUAUCCUUCGUUUUCUCGCUCUCUUUUGGGUUUUCCUUGUAGCAGCACAAUCAUUCUCCUUUGGAUUGGCAAAAGAAUCCGAAGGAGUAGACCUCAGAACCAACCAACCUCAUUAUACCCAUAACCCACUGAUUUUCUUUUUACCCAGAAAAAGAAAAGAAAAAAAAAGGAAAAUUGCCCAAUUUCAGAAAUUCCCAUUUGCUUCUCAUCUCUGAUCGGAAUAAAAAAAAUAUGGGUGAAUUGGUGGUUGAAGUCUGUGCGUCCCCAACUGCGGUUGAUGCUGGUUCGGCACCAUCGUCAACAUCAAUUUCUGCACCACCACCUCCUCCGCCGCCACCAACCCAACAUCGAAGACCCAGAGUCAGAGAGGUCAGCUCCAGAUUCAUGUCUCCGCUGAUCUCUUCUUCUUCUUCUUCUUCUGAUCUUCCCCAUCUCUUGCCUUCCAAAUCCCCAAUUCCCAAACAACACCACACUGUCUCAGUUCAAUCCCCAAAUCUUUUGGAAAAUCAAUCCAGGCAGCAGCAGCGUUCCACUUCCUUGCAAAGGCGACGAAGACAGCUCGACAUGGAAAACUUACCCUCCUCCGACGAGAACAGUAGGCCUUCCGGCACCGACCACCCUCCUCUUCCGAUUCAGUCCUCGGAAACCCCUUUUCACUUGGAGCAGAUCCAGUCCACCCUCACCCUUAGGAAACAGCGUUCUGCUAAGCUUUUGAAAGAGAAUGGAGUUGGAAGACAACAAACCCACCAGCAGAAUUCAUUGAAAACAACCUGCCCGGGAAGAGGAGGUGCUAACAAUUUCGCAACGCCUUCAAGGCCCGACACACCCAUGGUUACUGCUAGUAUGGAUAGGACAACGAUGACGUCUUCGUCGUCGAGAUUCAGGCUGAUGCAGCAGCGUACUUCUACCAACAUGACGAACUCAGCGGCUGCUAAGCUCUUGCAGUCGAGCGUCACGUCGUUGCCUUCUCAACCGACCACCAGCAACCAUCCCACUUCUUCCACUACCCAAGAUGAUGGACCCCAGGAGAACCAGGUAUCUGAUCUAGUAGGCUGCACUUCUCGGUCCCUCUCGGAUUUUCGAACUUCUUCCAUGCCUGAGGCAAAUAUGGUGAUUGUCGUUCCCAGUAGAUAUCGGUCUGACAAAACUCUCAAUAGAGCUGGUGGUAAUGGUAAUGCCACUUGCUCUCGUUCUCUGAAUUUGCCGUCUUCGUCGCCAUCGAGUUCCGAUACCUCGCCGUUUCAAUCAAUAGACGGAAGUGAAAAAUUGACAUCUGCUGUCAUGAAGCAACAAGCAAACUCUGCCAAGAUGGGGGGUAUAUGUCUGCCUCCAGUCCCUCCAUGUGCAGGUGCGAAGAUGGGGACAGAUACAAGGAAGGCUAAGAAAGUUUCUAGCCAUCAGGAAGAUGUGCAUUCCUUGAGAUUGUUUCACAACCGCUAUAUACAAUGGAGAUAUGCUAAUGCCAGAGCACAGGUUUCAAUGCAAGCUCAGCAGAGAGAAACAGAGAAAAAACUUUGUUCUCUUGGGGUAAAGAUAUCAGAGCUAUAUGAUUCUGUGGUAAGGAAACGGAUAGAACUUGGGAUUUUGCAAAGAACAAAGACUCUAUCAGCCAUUCUUGAGGCUCAAAUUCCAUACUUGGACAAGUGGUCUGCUUUUGAAGGGGAUUAUUCAAUCUCUCUGGCUGAAACAGUUCAAGCUUUGUCUAAUGCCUCUCUUCAAAUUCCAAUCAGCGGGAAUGUUAAGGUUGAUAUAAAAGAGGUAGAGGAGGCACUGAACUCAGCAGCAAAGGUGAUGGAGAUGAUAGUUGGCCAUGUUCAACACUACAUACCCAAGGGUGAAGAAAUGGAAAACUUAAUUACAGAAGUAGCAAGAAUAGUAGGUGGAGAAAAGGCCUUUAUCGAAGAAUGUGGAGAUCUUUUAGCUAAAACAUAUACAUCCCAGGUUGAAGAGUGCAGCUUAAGGGGUCACUUAAUCCAAUUACAUUGUAGACGUAGCAACGAAUAAUUUACCAUCACAAUUUCAUAUGGAGUGUACAUACGCAGAUUCAAAAACACUGCAAUCUCUCUCUUGCAUUCCUCUUGAUUCCACGGCUCACAGCUUACAGGAAGCAACUUCGGUCUCUGUUUGAUUUUUUUUUUCUUUAAUUUUUUAUUUUAUAUUUCUUAUGCACAUAGGGAAAUAAGUGAUGAAUUUAUGCUAAGUGGAAUAUGUUCGAUUUUGAUUUGUGAAUUGUGACUUGUGAAACUUGAUAUAUGGUAUGUGAUCUGUGAAACCUGAUUGAAAAUUGAGCCGAAUUCAAUUAGUUGAGUUAUAUAAUCAGCUAAAAAUCAAGUUCAUCUCUAAGUUGUUUAAAUUCGGCUAACAUAAUAGUCAAGGCAAUAAUAGUUGGUGAUUUAGUGACGACGGUGUUCUUGUGGCAUCACCAAGAUAGCAACUAGUUUGAAAUGAUUAGAAACA
Messenger RNA from Ziziphus jujuba (common jujube), 2466 nucleotides. RefSeq names its product protein ENDOSPERM DEFECTIVE 1. Bases 241 to 2013 code for a protein of 590 amino acids. Lineage: Eukaryota; Viridiplantae; Streptophyta; Magnoliopsida; Rosales; Rhamnaceae. The transcript has 7 exons. Gene Ontology annotation, biological process: centrosome cycle; spindle assembly. The record is from RefSeq and is a predicted model, not a curated record. Gene Ontology annotation, molecular function: microtubule binding. Gene Ontology annotation, cellular component: centrosome; nuclear microtubule; cytoplasm.